UGACCUAGGGAUUCUCCCACUUCAACGGUCUGAUUUAUCCACUUGUCUAGCGGUCGUUCCUGAAGCUCCACACCACACUUCUGCUGCCGUCUCGCCAUGGCUUCUCGCCUCCACUCCGUCGCAGCGCACGGCAUCGCCACCCCAUCGUGCAACGCGGUUACCGCUUCGCCUGGCAAAUCGACUGUUACCGCCGGCAGCAGGUGCAACACUACCAGCUGCUCCAAUGCCGUCCACUCGUGUCGCCUCGCCGCGUAUCCCGCCGCCAAUCCCGCCGUAAAUCUCGCCGGGACCGCCGCGGGAUGUUCUCGCCAGCCACAAGCUCAUGCGCUCGCCAGCUGCUCCGCAUUUAGCGGGGCCUCCGCGUGGCGGCAGCGCGCCGCUGCGCAGACUGCGGGGAAUGCAGGAAACUCGGCGCGCGAGGCUCGGCCAGGGAUGGUAUUCGUUGUCCGUAGCGCCCUGGAAGCUUACGUCAUCACAAAGCUAGACUCGGCAGAGCGAACUUUCAAGGAGCUUUCUAUUCGUCUGGCAGAUCCCGACGUGGCGUCCAACGCGACUGAGUACAUGAAGAUUGCCAAGUCAGCCGGCGAGAUAGAGGAGGUGGCCCGAGCCUAUGGAGAGUGGAAGGACCUGCAGCAGCAACUGGUUGAUGCUAAAGCUCUAGCCAAGGAGAGUGCGUCGGACCCAGAGAUGGCGGAGAUGGCCGGGGAGGAGGUGAGGGAGCUGGAGGGGCAACUAGAGGAGCUGGAGGGGCGGCUGAAGGUGCUGCUGCUGCCCACCGACCCCCUGGACGCGAGGAACAUCAUGCUGGAAGUGCGGGCGGGCACAGGGGGAGACGAGGCCGGGAUUUGGGCAGGAGACCUGGUGAAGAUGUACGGCCGCUAUGCUGACAAGAAUGGAUGGCGGGUUUCCCCAGUCUCAUGCACUGAGGCUGAGAUGGGUGGGUUCAAGGAGUACGUUAUGGAGAUAGCCGGAGAGCGCGUGUACAGCAAGCUCAAGUACGAGAGCGGCGUGCACCGCGUGCAGAGAGUGCCGGCCACCGAGUCAGCAGGCAGAGUGCACACGUCUACAGCUACUGUCGCUAUCAUGCCUGAGAUAGACGAGGUGGAGGUGGUAAUUGAUCCCAAGGACAUUGAGCUGACAACCGCGCGAUCAGGCGGGGCGGGAGGGCAGAACGUGAACAAGGUGGAGACGGCGGCGGACCUCUUCCACAAGCCCACCGGGAUCCGCAUCUUCUGCACGGAGGAGCGCUCGCAGCUGAAGAACAAGAUCAGGGCCAUGCAGCUGCUGCGCGCCAAGCUGUACGAGAUCAUGCUGCAGGAGCAGCAGGACGAAGUCAGCUCUCGCAGGCGAUCGCAGGUUGGCACGGGCUCACGAUCAGAGAAGAUUCGAACGUACAACUACAAGGACAACCGAGUGUCAGACCAUCGCACCAAGAUCAACUAUGACCUCGGGUCGUUCCUCAACGGCGAUAUUGACAAUGCGAUCCAGUCCAUGGUGGCCAUGGAGCAGAAGGAGAUGCUGGAGGAGCUCGCAGCGUCCGUGCAAACCUCAGUUUGAGCCUCACAAGUUACAAGGUUACCGUACUGAAGGCAUACCGCAAGAAUAGCGGUUGUAGACAACUGGUGGUGAUUCAUGCAAGUGUGGUCUGGCCUGUGAUUGGUUGGAAUGGAAUGGCUCUCCAGGUGAGACGGAUAUAGGAAAACCGGAAAGUACCAAACCAAACCUAACUCUAAUUUCCAGUGAAGUCAAAACACAGAUUCAUUGUAACCAUAUCAUACGAUACCAUAGUGAAACCUGGU
This is a messenger RNA of Closterium sp. NIES-67, 1799 nucleotides long. The record is from the annotation of a GenBank genome assembly. Lineage: Eukaryota; Viridiplantae; Streptophyta; Zygnematophyceae; Desmidiales; Closteriaceae.